UCGCGAUGCUGGACUAGGUCGGUAGUAUACGUUUUGCGGUCAUCGUGUGAGUAACAGUUCGGUUACGGCCAAGUGUUGGGUGAUUUUUCAAUUUUUUGGUUACAUAUAUCUUGUGCUCUGUAGUGUGUUAUUUAUUAAAUCAUUUUUAAAUUUAUACUCUUAACUAACUGUUUUUAGGAGUUAUAAUAUAUUGUAUUUGAAAAUGGCUGUUUCAACGUUAAACAUGACUCCAUAUUUCACAGGAUAUCCAUUCCAAGGCCAGGGUCGUAUGAAUCAGCUAGGAGGUGUUUUCAUCAAUGGUCGCCCGCUACCGAAUCACAUUAGACUUAAAAUUGUGGAAAUGGCUGCAGCCGGAGUCCGGCCGUGUGUUAUAUCACGACAGCUCAGGGUAUCACAUGGUUGCGUUUCCAAGAUUCUAAACAGGUAUCAAGAAACCGGAAGCAUCCGACCUGGUGUGAUCGGCGGAAGUAAACCCAGGGUGGCCACUCCCGACGUAGAGAGACGCAUUGAAGAGUAUAAAAAAGCCAACCCGGCAAUGUUCAGUUGGGAAAUCCGUGAUAAAUUAGUCAAGCAGGAUGGCAUUUGCGACAAAAAUUCAGCACCGUCCAUCAGUUCUAUUAGUAGAUUAUUGCGCGGUGGCAGAAGGGACGAGCUGAAAAACCAUUCCAUAGAUGGUAUUCUAGGACCGAGUAGCGCCGACGAUUCCGAUACCGAAUCCGAACCAGGUUUCCAUCUGAAGAGGAAACAACGCCGGAGCAGAACAACAUUUACCGGCGAGCAACUGGAAGACUUGGAACGAGCGUUCCACAAGUCGCAAUAUCCGGACGUUUACACCAGAGAAGAACUGGCUCAAAAGACCAAAUUAACCGAGGCCAGAGUCCAAGUUUGGUUCAGCAACCGCCGAGCUCGUCUCAGAAAGCAAAUGGGCACACACCAGCACAUGAACGCCGCAGCGGCCGCCGCGGCUUUCAACCCCGCAGCCGCUGCUGUGGUCAGCUUAUCGGCGGCCGCUGCUGCCGGCGGUUUCCAGACCGGUCACAAUGGCCACAACGGCGGUAACGGUCAAUACGGCGGCGCCGGCAAUCACCAUGAUCACGGUGCUUCUACCAGCUUCAAUUCACCCCAAGGUACUACUCAUGGCGCUUGGCCCACAGGCACUGGUUACUACACCGGAAAUUACGGAACUGCAACUGUCGGUAGUCCGACAGGUGUAAACGGCACCACCGACAUGUAUCACCAACACGCGUCGCAUCACCAUCAUCACCAGAACACUGCAACUGUUAACAGCUCUUCGUAUUCACCACAAGGUACCGACCAUUCGUUGGGCGGAUGGUCCAAGUCCAACAAGGAAACUGCGUGGAACCCGGACAGCUACUCAUUUUUCGCCGGAGGCAAUUCCAUAUACGGCCCGACCGGUACGAAUUUGGCUCCUCAUUCGGCCAGUGAAGCAAAAUCUGGUUAUCCUUACUUCGGUCAAUUGUCUCAAAUGGACGCUAUGUGUGGUAGAGUGCAUUAGCCCAAUCUCUCAAAUGACUCACACCGUCAAAACAUAUGUAACAUAAUACUUUUAUUACUACUUGAACGCGUCGAUAUUUCCUCUUCCUUAACCUGUGUUCUUUUUUCUUCCGGAUAAUAUAUUUUAUCAUAAUUAUUGUUAAAUGAGCAUUACUAUCGAAAUAUGUACUUCAUUUCAACUUAUAGUAGCAUUUUAAUAUUCUAUUAUUAUGAACUUAUUUGUUAUACAUAAUUAAUGUUUUUAAUUAUAAAUAUUAUAUCAUCAUUGUCGUUUAGUAAUCAUAUUAUUAUGCAUCAUAUACACAUAGUAAUAGUAGUUAUUUGAAUUUUUUUUGUAAAUAUAAAUUGUAUUGUAUUAUUAUUAUUAUUAUU
Daktulosphaira vitifoliae (grape phylloxera) is the source of this 1887-nucleotide messenger RNA. RefSeq names its product protein gooseberry-like. Bases 203 to 1516 code for a protein of 437 amino acids. Gene Ontology annotation, molecular function: DNA-binding transcription factor activity, RNA polymerase II-specific; RNA polymerase II cis-regulatory region sequence-specific DNA binding. Gene Ontology annotation, biological process: anatomical structure development; regulation of transcription by RNA polymerase II. Lineage: Eukaryota; Metazoa; Arthropoda; Insecta; Hemiptera; Phylloxeridae. The record is from RefSeq and is a predicted model, not a curated record. The transcript is spliced from 7 exons.